AUGAGAUCGACAGAAUCCAUUGGUCACCUAAACGGUCAUAGUGCAUUGUCGAACAGACUCAUUCUCCGGGGUCGGCCCGUAAAGGUUGAUGGCCAUGUGGAACUGCUAUUGCCAAGUGUUGGAGAGGAUCGCCGAAUGGAUAUGUGGAUAUCAUGGAGCACUGGUCUGAACCACAUUGGGAUCAAGGUCGGGAGCGAGACCAUACAUGCAAGCGGUGGACCUUCGCAGUACUCACAUUCGAAUUUCCUAUUGAACAGCAUGGCUCCGCAGCAUCUACCAGACGGAGGAAUCCAGUCACCACACGGAAAGAAUGCUAGUACAUGGGUGGCUCGGUUGGAAAUUUCCAAGUUUGAGCUUAUCGGUGCAGAAGUAUCACUCGCAUUCCCAGGUUUAAAGCUAGUCGUCGAGAGAGAAGAAGGCGAGGAAAAAUUAACCCCACCUUACAUGAUGUCUAACACCACCUGGACGCUCGCCGCCGUUAACAGGAGAGGACUACCGGCUCUCCCACACGACUUAUUGCUACAUAUAUACUCGUUCCUAGACGUUGCAGACGCGGUCGUCUUGGCAAAGACAUGUAGAUCACUUCAUGGUUUCACAGCAUCGCGGGCAGCUUGGCUCACACUUGCCCGUACCUUGGCUGCAUCAAAGGCCAUAUCAUUGCCUACUGAAAAGCAGUUGACCACAAUGCCCGCAGACUUGACAACCGAAGAGAUGCGAGCCAUGGUCAAGCGAACGACAAAGCUUGCCCAUAAUCUCAGUCAUACAAAUCCAGUUCUCAGCUCUAUUGGGUCUCUUGCUCUGCCGGAAGUGGCUACCGUCGUACAUUCUACCCUCCUCCCUGGCGCUCGUUUCUUGCUCACAGCCCAACACGGAGGUACCUUUGCUGUCUGGGACCUCGCAUCACUCGAGCCUACUUCCACAUCACACCCUCCCUCUUUCCCUCGUCGCCGAAGCAUGCGAACUCAGACGAAUAGUGCAGAUGGGAUAGACGUCGAAACGGGGUCUGAGCCCGACAAUGAUAUGCACCCCGAGUACGAUACCACCCAGCCUCACAAUGAACUACGACGGCCACGAUGUAUUGCUGCUUGGGAAACGAAAGCUGAAUAUGUCGAAUUUGCAUAUGACCUCGUGCCUGGUGGCGUGCUCGUUGCAUUGAUGGUGGCAGUCCAGGUGGGGCAGAACCCCCCUGUUCUAAAGCGUGACAUGUAUGUUGUCCGCAUUGACCUACCCACUUCGACUGAAUCAACAUCUGUGCUACCGGGACAGUAUCCUAACCCACCUAGCCCAUUCAAUUCUUCCGCUCCUUCCCUCUUCCCUGGCUGUCACCAUGGCCUUCAGUUCAUCGCCCACUCUCCUCUUCGUCAGCCCGUCUUCAUCUCUACAACAUUCAUUAGUGCUGCUGGCCAUGCCGGAAUCCUCGGUGACAUUCCAGACACCAUGGUUGUCUUCAUUCUUCUGUUUGAUCCCAACGUCCCCUUGGUUUCCAGCCUACCCUUGUCACCCUCACCAAGUUUAGAGCAUCCAAUCAGGUGCGCUUCUUCACUCGUUCAUUGCGGUUUCAAGAUUGCCCCGGGGAUGAGAUAUACUGCCCUUGGUACUUCGACCCAUGUCCUUCUCUACGCCGAAUCUCCUUCCAAGAUUAUUUCUCGCCGUAUUGAGGUGCAGUCGUUACGCAGGCGUUGGGCUGCAAGCACUAUUCCUGUCACAACCCCCGUUCAAUGCGUUGACCUUGGUAUCAAAGCAUUGAGAGCGCCCCGUUCUCGUGAUUUCAUUGGUUCACCUGGAACUGAGGGCGCACCGCUAUUUACAACUGUGCGAGCAAUGCUUCGCAGGGCCAACCCAAAAUGGCUCCUACAAAGUUCUAGUGAUGCCCUGGGCCAGUCUUCAGAUGCCAAAGUACGUAGGCGUUGGGGUCGACGUGCUGGGCCUGCUCGGAAGAAAAGUAUGCCCGAGACCGUCUGUGCGUUGGGUUUGUCUGUGGAUGUUGAAGAUAGGAGGGCCGAUAUUUUCCGUGGCAUUGUCUUGGGAGCUCAUGAGGUUGCACUGGACAGUGAAGAAGAGCCCGAGGAUUCUGGAGAUGACGAGGACCUGGCAACAAGCGCUGGCUUCGGAUACAGGACUCAAUUGACUCCUGGAAGCAUUCUGUCGACGCAGGCCGAUUCAUAUAGUAUGCCCACUCCCUCUCAGUCUUCGCUUUUGGAGCCUACCCAGACCGAAGCCUCUUCUUCAUCUUCUCCCUCGAGCCCCAUCUUACCCCUCCGUCGCGCGUUCCGCCGUGUCUGCCGGGUGAGGUACAAGCGAACAAUCUUCCCGGCACAUGUCAAUUAUGCUCAUGAACUAGCUGGGAUGGGUUCAUUUGGGCGAUACGCGGCCUGGAUUGAGGGCGACGGCAUACCCGAGGAGGUGGAUUGGCAAAAGGAGUCUCUCCGAGUUGUGGUAGCACCCCUUGUGCCGGAAACCGGCGCUGAGAAGUAUUCCAAUCUGGCCAAUGAGGACCCAAGCAAGGCUGAAACAGCGAUUCGCCAAGCCGCAGGGUCGUUGGCACGGGUUUUGCAUGUUCCAAGCGCCCUUCAAUCCAAGUUAAAUAUGGUAUCAUGUUUGGCAUUUGAGGAUGCGACGGGUGUGCUCGCGUUGUCCACUAUCGAGGGGCAGGUGCAUGUAUUUGGUUUGGCGGCUUGA
Molecule: messenger RNA, 2679 nt
Organism: Rhizoctonia solani
Lineage: Eukaryota; Fungi; Basidiomycota; Agaricomycetes; Cantharellales; Ceratobasidiaceae
Exons: 5
Coding region: 1-2679 (892 amino acids)
Molecular function (GO): protein binding
Source: RefSeq, a predicted model, not a curated record